ACCGGUACCCACACAGAGCUGCUCCAUGCAAAACCCAAGCCAGCUUGCUGUAUAGUUGUACGUACGUUACGUAGGGGACGGAGCUGAGUGGGCUAUAUGAGGUGUCUGGAAAUUUGAAAAAAAUUGUCUCCCGACAGACAUGACAAAAGCCCUCCUUACUUAAUGUCGUUCGUUGACUAAAACAUCGUCAGUGUAGCAAUGGAGCAAAGGCCGGAAACGCCCACCGUGAGGGAGAGAAUUCCGCGGUCGAAAUCGCUGAUUAUGCCAACGAUUGCAAACCCGUUUGUGCACAGAAUUAAACUGAGUAUUUGGGAUAAAAUCAGGAUUGCAGUAAUGUCAGUCACAAUAGCUCCCAUUCGAGCCAUUCUAGCUGUACUCUUUCUGUUUGUCGAUUGGCUCUUCUGCAGUCUCAUUGUCAUGGGACACAGAAAAUCCUCCACAGAACAACAGCAGCCAUACUCAGGUUGGCGGAGAAGUAUGCAGGAUUUUGUGAUGAAACUCGGCCGAGUUCAUAUCUUCCUCCUGGGUUUCCACUGGAUCGAGAUCAGAGGUGUGCGGGCAAGCCCCUCCGAGGCUCAUAUCCUGGUCUUGGCACCCCACAGCAGCUACAUGGAUGCGCUCAUAGUGUUUGCGUGCCAUGGGGUCGUCAGUGGGGUGUCCAGGGAAGAAAACGGGAGGGUGCCCCUGUUCGGAACUUUGGUUGACAGCCUUCAGCCGGUCUAUGUCUCAAGGACGGAUCCCAACUCGCGUCUCAAGACCAUACAGGAGAUCAAGAGACGAUGUCAGCCGGACAGCCAGUGGCCUCAGAUUGUCAUCUUCCCAGAAGGCACCUGUACAAAUGGCUCUUGCCUCAUCACAUUCAAAGGAGGUGCCUUUUACCCUGGCGUUCCAGUGCAGCCUGUGGCAGUACAGUACAAGAAUGAUCUGGACACAUUUACUUGGACAUGGGAUGGGCCUGGAGCCCUGAAACUCCUGUGGCUGAGCCUGUGUAAUUUCAGCAAUAAACUGCAGGUGACGUUCCUGCCCAUCUACACCCCCAGCGAAGAGGAGAUCCAAGACCCCAAGCUGUUUGCCAGGAACGUCAGGGCGGUCAUAGCCAAUGCGAUUGACAAGCCGGUGACAGACCACACCUUUGAGGACUGCCGGCUGAUGAUGAGGGCCCAGGAGAUGGGGCUCCCCCUGGAGGUGGGCCUGGUGGAGUUCCAGAAACUGCUCGCAAAGCUCGGAGUCAAGAUGGACCACUUACAAGAGAGGCUGAAGUCCUAUGCCGACAUAGCCAAGUCCGGUGGUUACAUAGGUAUAGAGGACCUGGCCAAAUAUCUGGAAUUACCCGUCUCGCCAGCAUUGAAGGAGGUCUUUGGUCUGUAUGAUAGGGAUGGCAGUGGGAAGAUUGACUUCAGGGAGUAUGUCAUUGGCUGUUCUCUUCUUGCUCAACCAGCCAAUAAUGACGAAACGCUGAAGCUGGCCUUUGGGAUGUUUGGUGGUGACAAGAAUUAUAUUGAGCCGGAGGAUAUGUGUCGCAUCAUGAACAGCGCAUUUGGUAUGGCAGAUGAGGAAUCCCUGAAAAUCUUCAAGCAAGCAGACGUGCUCAACUCGGGAAAAGUCACAUAUGAUGAGUUCAAGCAGUACAUGCAGAAGAAGCCUGAAUAUGCCAAGCUGUUCACUACCUACCAGCGUCUCGUCACCCUGCCAGAAACCAUCGAGGCCGACUUCAAGAACAAGCUGUGCACUACGGCGAGCGAGCUGGAUGUGGAGCGUUCGCAGACGGAACUGAAGACAGAAGGGGCCACCUCCAAGACAGGAGAGGAAAAGAAAAGGGAUUGACAUGAGGAAGGCUUGGCUCCUGUCUCCAUGUGAUGAUGAUGAUGACAACAAUGAUGAUUAUCCUUCUUUGCGGCUUUCAAGUGUGAGAAAACAAAUCUUGACAGUUUUCUGCUCCAACUUAUGGGAAAGCUACAGUUUCUUUGCAGAAGUCAGCUAAUUAAUUCUUUAAUGGUGGCUCUGCUAAGAUAUUUUCUGAGAAAAGAAAAAUUAGAAACUUUUCAGGAAAAAUCUUGGGACAGGGUAGUUCACUUUACGUUAAAAGGACACUUUCCCCAUGCAAUGUUUGGGAAAUGAAACUCUUGAAAAGCAGGCAGGCAACUAGGAAUUCAGGGAAAAAAAUGCACAAAACCAAAAAGAAAUUUUCAACUGCACAGGAUUUUAUGUUUUCAGUUUGUAAUGGCAUGCAUGUUAGGUGACAAACAUGGAAAUCAGCUGAUCAAAAGGAAAAGUUGCAUGCCUGGACAGAAAACAGUCUGCCUCUCUUACUGUUGCUCUGUCUAGAAGUAAAUAAAUUCUGCAUACACGUGCAAUCAUAACAGGGAAUGUUCCAUAAGAACCAUGCAUAACAGUAUUCUUGCUGUUCAGUACGCUGCAUCAAAAUGUUAUUUUCUUUAAUUAUCCACAGGAUUGUUGUACUGACCAACAAAGAGCUGUCUAUUUUAUUUCCUUUUCUCAGGGUUGGGCUGUCAGCCUUACUUUCAGGUAUACUUUGGUGUUCAGUUGGACUGUCCUGUGCGAAUAGCCUGCAGUUGUUUCAUUGUGAAAUCCGACUGUGAUUUGAACAAUUAGUGCAGUGGGAUCCAUACACUGAUAGUUACAUUUUAGGGUUUAAUGUAGCGGAUUUGCAUCAUUACACACUAGACACAACUUUGUUUCAUUUCCAGUUUAAUUUGAAAUUUCUUUCUAUUCAUUAAUCGGGUAUCAUUCCGAAAGAGUAGGGGUUGGUGGAAUUCCUAAAGGUAAAAUCAAAAUCUUUGACAGCAGGCAUAAAUGCUAACUUUUUGUUGACCAUGCACAGGGGACAAUCUUUAAUCUUGACUGUUUUAUUCAGUGGGAAUGAUGAUUAUUACAAAAGACUUUUUCCUAUUAGAUUUUAACUUGACAGUGUACUCAAGUAUGUUGAGUUAUAGUCAAGUCCUCAGAAAUAACAAGCAAUUUGGGUCUUUACAAAGGCUAUUCAUAUGAGCCAUGAGGAAGUUGUCACUAAGUCAUUGUCAUUUCCUUGUUACUUGGGGCCCUACUUGCGAGUUGACGUGACUUCUAAACAGCGUGGAUUUCUAAGCAUACCAUGGGUGCAUUUUGGCUGUCAUAACCAAGAAUUGGUUUGAUUAUUCCUUGGUGAGUUUCCAUGACAGUUUAAUUGGGUAAGAAUUACAUGCCAUGACGUGGUACUCAAAUCCCCAAAUGAAAUAUCCAGAGAGAAAAAAUAAAAGCCGUUCUCGGUUGAGGCUUCCAAAUGCACCCCAGCUUUCAGUGAAACGGAUAAGAGAAUUGGUCCAAAAGCUCUCAGACGUCGGAAUGGGUAAAUGCUCAAAAAUGAUAGUUUCCAGCACGAACCAUUACUCUGUGCUGCAUUGCUGCCCCAUUGUUCUGUUGACUUUGCCACUGAAAUGUGACUUUAAACCAGUAUAUCACUUCUGUUAAUAUACAAGGUCAGAAGAAAUCAUCAUGUCUGGAGCCAAGCCACAUAAUUGCCAUAUCUUGAACAUUUCUUUAUUUUUUAGUUUUGUGUGAGUUUAUUUAAACUAUUAAGUUGUAGUUUAGGUUUACGGGUCAUAAGUUGUACAGAAAGUCAUUUUUGUUAAAAUACAUGCUACAAAAUUUACUCUCUCAUCGUACUCCUGAAACAUUGAAAUAUGACAAAUGACAAUGUGAUUUUUACUUUUUGCAGUUAGUUAUUAACUUUGCUUUGUUUGCAGUGAUUUAUCAAUGACCUGGUGCAUUCCAUUUGAAAUCAAAAUAUGGAAUACUUAAGAAAAGGGUGUAUAGUGUUCAUUUUAGAGAUUCGCAGACACCAGUGGUGCUUUUAGGGAUAAGAUUUGUAAGGAUUUUUCCUGAUGGUAGGAUUUCUCCUGAUUGUAGGACUUCUCAUCAGGAUUUUCCUGACUUCAGGAUUUCUCAACAAAUCUCUUUUAAUAUAUGGACAAUCCUGAGUUUCCCACAAGGGUAAGAUGCCAUAAAAAUUUCAUGGAAUGGGCAUUUUAAGGAUGAGUUGAGUCAAAAACAAAUGCAUACCAUAGACCCUGCACUGCUGUGGGGACCUCAAAACCUCUAGUUAUUAUUUCAUGGCUGUUUCUUUUCUUCCAAUCUCCCCCCCCCCCCCGCUUUGUAGCUCAUCAAGAAGAGUUUGAUCAUAUAAACACUUACAUUCUACAUUCCAAGGCAAAUGGUGUCCAUCCUGGUGUAUCUCUAUUAAGAUUACUUUGCCAACCUUGACAUUGCAUUGUUAGUUUUACAAGGUACAUGUACCUCGAGAAUUCAUGCACGCACAAAAAACUUAACUUAAAAUACAUGCACAUCAACAUGAAGUUUGAACUUGCUUUUUUGAAUUGUGUGUCCUAUUCAUUUAAUUCAAGCAACUAUAGCUACAAAGUAGUAUUUGAGUAGAGUCCCAUGUGGAGGCAUAUGUGACCCGCUCUGCGACAAUGAGUUUAAGGCCUUUGAAAGUAUCUUGCACAGUGUUUAAGCAAUAGGAAUCCUGAACAUUUUAACAUCUACACAACAUCCAUUUCCAUAUAUAUCAAACUGAGUGACACAUGAAAAUUUUUCCAAUCUAAAACAAAGUAAAAGUCAAAAGUGGCCUGGUGACAAUGCGACUCAUUUUCACAGCGGGUCAUGUGUGUAAUGAUUUUUCUUUUGGGGGUAUUUUUUUGUUGUUUUCUUCAGUGGAAAUGUGUAAGCAUGCAGUUAUUGUAUAACGGCAAGCAAUAAUUGAGGUCUUUCCAAUGACAUUUGAUUGUAAAAUAUGUUAAAUGGGGAAAAACUAUUUUUUAAUAAUUUAAAGUUAUCUAUCCACACUUUUUCACAAAUUAAAACAAAUGUAUAUUGAUUUCUAUAAAUUCGGUGUUGUCCUAGUAAUGGCUUAACAUACAAGUACCCUCAGUACUUGUAUUCAUGUAGAGGGUUUGCAUGGCUGACCUCAUGCAGGUCAGUGUGUUUGUUCCACAAGGCAUGCACAAAGAUUCCCCAUCAACUAAAGAACUGUCCUGCAACAUGGCUACCACGCAAAGUCUCUAUUGCCAGUUCACAUUUCCAGGCCAUUUGUUUAAUACUGAUAAACGUGUGUUAAGUAUUUGUGUACAUGUAUUAAUGCAAAGCAUGCCUUGGACUUAUUAAAUUACAUGAGUAACUGCACUGAGCAAAUUAAAUCAACUACUGUCAGGUUGACCAAUGUCUGCCUAAUGAUGGAUGGUUUGGGCAAUCUAAUUGACCAAUAGGGGCAUGGUUAGAAUACUGGUUGUCAAAGCUGAUGUAAUUUAUCAGUAAGGAGGAUCAAUUCACAUGAAAAUUCCAUUGACUAUGAAUGCAGCCCGAGUUGCAGCUUACAGCAAAAUGACAGUGACAAUGGGAUUCUAGAAAAUAUUUUGACAAGGUUUGUUUGAGUGUGACCGUACUGCAUGCUCACACUCUGGUCGAGCUACAGUUCAUGCCCAUAGUUUACAGGCUGAACAUUGACAAAAGGAAUGCUUUUGUUGCAGUUCAGUUAAAUAGCUUGUGACUUGAAUGCAGACAGGAGGUCUUGUGUUGAUCUUAUAUCCUGUUAAGAGGUCUCAAAUAUAGCAGCAAUGACUGCCUGUCUUAUGAAAGUUUCCAGUUGCUAUGCAAGGACAAGUAGCAUGUGUAAGCCUAAUUGAGAUUGGGGGCAGUAAUGACUUGUCAGUUUGCAUAAAAUGGGAGAAAAAAAUAACCCAAACAACCAAAAAACUGGUAGUUGUUUCAAAGGAGACCGAGACUCUUCACGUACAUGUAGUGUAAGACAAUCUUGCUGCAUUUUUUUAUUCACUUGUUCUACAAUCUGCUGGUUGAUUACAGAGCAAACAGCCAACAAGAAAUUAGUUUAUCCAUUUCCACUUACACUCAUUUUGUAGAAAUAAUUUACACCAUAUGCCAGUUUAUGUUUGGGUCUUCUUACAAAGGGGAAAAAAAGGAGUCACACAUUUUUCAGCUGGCCCCUAGGCACACAGUACAUUUCGGAGGUUUAGGCCAUUAUUCACUUUCUGUCAUGUGGAGAAUAUUUUAACUGAGUUAUUUUUUUGAAAGGUUUGAUGGCCUGUAUGUAUAUUUGUCAGAAAUAUUCCUGUAGUUGUCUGAUGAAAGAAGUGUCAUCACUUAGAGAUAUAUGGGGCCAUUCAAAUUUUUCAGUGUUUUUAAAUUUCGAUUUUUUUUUCCAAAUUUUUUUGACCCACCCACCCCCAUUUUCAAUGAACAAAAAAGUGAUUUUGUCAUCCUGUAUUAAAACUCCCAAUCCAGCGUACAACAUGAAACUGCAUAGACGUACAUGUAUACUUGCACACGUAGAUACAUUUCGAGUUUCAAUUUAUUUCCUUGACCCACCCACUAUUUUUUAAAAAAAAAUCGAAAUUUAAAAACACUGAAAAUUUUGAAUGGCCCCUUACACCUUUUUAGAAGUAAUAUUUAUUUCAUAGAGAAUUCACAUUAGAAGUAGUUGUAUAUGUCUGUGACAGAGAAUGUGAAAUGGCUGCAUUCAAUAUCACAGAAGGAGCUGCAGCGCAUGUGUCGAGAUAUUUCAUUUAUCGCAUUGCAGCAAGAAGCUAGCUUUGGUAUAAGAAGUAAGGAUUAUCAAUCAAGUGAAGAAAAUAAAAGUGCACAAUUGUAAAGAACUGAA
Acanthaster planci (crown-of-thorns starfish) is the source of this 6670-nucleotide messenger RNA. RefSeq names its product lysophosphatidylcholine acyltransferase 2 (gene lpcat2). Gene Ontology annotation, cellular component: endoplasmic reticulum. Gene Ontology annotation, molecular function: calcium ion binding; lysophosphatidic acid acyltransferase activity. Lineage: Eukaryota; Metazoa; Echinodermata; Asteroidea; Valvatida; Acanthasteridae. The record is from RefSeq and is a predicted model, not a curated record.